Molecule: messenger RNA, 600 nt
Organism: Mixia osmundae IAM 14324
Lineage: Eukaryota; Fungi; Basidiomycota; Mixiomycetes; Mixiales; Mixiaceae
Exons: 2
Coding region: 1-600 (199 amino acids)
Biological process (GO): DNA repair
Molecular function (GO): double-stranded DNA binding; polynucleotide 3'-phosphatase activity; ATP-dependent polydeoxyribonucleotide 5'-hydroxyl-kinase activity
Source: RefSeq, a predicted model, not a curated record
AUGGACCUACCGAUACUCGCAGCGCACGGCCAUGAACAGGCUCGGCAGCAGCAGAUGCUUGUGCUGUGCGGUGUCAUCGGAAGCGGCAAGUCUACGCUAGCGGACGGCAUAGUCUCACGAUAUCCUCAGUAUAAGCGAAUCUGUCAGGAUGUGCUCGGCGACAGGCGGUCGUGUGAGGCUAUGGCCGAGCUCUAUCUCUCUCAAGGACUCUCGGUCAUCAUAGACAGGCAGAAUUUUGAUAUCAAGCAGCGCAAGCCUUUCGUCUCGAUUGCCGCCCGCCUCAAUGUGUCCGUCCUUGCCAUCGUCUUUUCGACACCUCAGGAUGUGUGUAAAGAGCGCCUAUUGCUUCGAAAAGGCCAUGAGACUAUACAAACGCCUCAGGAGGCGAUGAGGAUAUUGCCGAUGGUUCUACGCGACUGGCAGACACCCACUGCUAGAGAGGGUUUCCAUGGCAUCCUCACCCUGCCGGCGUGUCUGCCUGCAGACGCGCCGCGCUUCGUACUCGAGCAGUCGGCGGUAAUGCCCAGUGUCGCUUCACAGCCGGCAUAUAUCGGCGGCCGCGCGUUUGCAGCGGCACCGCGAGCACCGUGGGCAAGAUGA